AGCUCUGGGCCGCUGAAGGAGGAAGGGGCUCCCCUUAGGGUAAGAGAGCGGCGAGAGGCGGGGCUCCAGGAGACGGGGGAGUCCCUCCCCGGGUUGUGCACCAGGGGGAGGGAAAGGAGGAGAGGUAGAGGAGUGGGAACUGGCCGAGGCAGCAGCAGCAGCCGCUGCAGCUGCAGACACUUCUCCAGCUGCGAAUUGGGCAGCCCUGAUCUCCCUUCUCAUACCCCACUUUUCCUCACCACCGGCUGCACAAGCAAGCGAGGGCCCGAUCUCCCGCCCGAGAUAAAAAAAAAAAGAGAAGUUUCUGACUCUUGAAGGGCAGUUAGAGACUGGUGCAAACCAGGGUCCCUCGGCCCCCUCCCUAGCUGCUCUGCUCCCCGCCCCCACGUCCGUGGGCUCCUUGGCUGGCGAGCCCGAGCACCCAGGCGGAGGAGGAAGACUGGAGUGGGGACUCGCUUGCGGCCGGAGAGGAACAGCGAUCGAUGAAACCCUGCAAAGAAGAGGAGGCUGCGGCGGCGCAGGCUGCCGCUGGGGAUGGCAGAGGGGCGGUGCAGACCCCUGGAAGGAGUGUGCAGAGGUGGCGGUGCAGCUGGCGCUCCGGGCGGGACAGGUUCAUUGCAGAAGAAUCUACUGCUGCUGGGGAAAAGUGUGUCCUCACCGACAGCCCUACCUGGAUCAUUGACCCUAUUGAUGGUACUUGCAACUUUGUACACAGAUUUCCAACAGUGGCAGUUAGCAUUGGAUUUGCUGUUAAUCGAGAGCUUGAAUUUGGAGUGAUUUACCACUGCACUGAAGAACGACUAUACACUGGCAGACGGGGUCAAGGGGCAUUUUGUAACCAACAAAGGCUUCGAGUAUCCAGAGAGACAGAUCUCUCAAAGGCCUUGGUUUUAACAGAAAUUGGUCCAAAGCGUGAUCCUGAUACUCUGAAAUUGUUCUUCAGUAACAUGGAGAGGUUACUCCAUGCCAAAGCUCAUGGGGUACGUGUGAUUGGAAGCUCUACCUUGGCUUUGUGCCACCUAGCCUCUGGCGCAGCAGAUGCAUAUUACCAAUUUGGCUUGCAUUGUUGGGACUUAGCGGCUGCCACUGUCAUAAUCAGGGAAGCAGGUGGUACUGUGAUAGACACUUCAGGGGGGCCUCUUGAUCUCAUGUCAUGCAGAGUGGUUGCUGCAGGCACCAGAGAAAUGGCUAUGCUCAUAGCUCAAGCAAUACAGACUAUUAACUAUGGGCGUGAUGAUGAGAAGUGACCAAAGGAAGGAAGGAAGUACUGAUGCAUACAACCACGAGCCUGCCUUUCUGGAAAUGUAGUACUUCAAGAUGGCAUUCUGGGGAGGAUAGAAGACCUUUAACAGCUUGCUUUCAGUGUCCAAUGUUUAUUGUUCCUAACUACCCUCAGGGUGGGACUUGGGGGGUGGUUCAACUAAAGUGUGUGCCCUCCCUGCUUUAAUCCACAUAUCUUUCACCAGGGUUUGUUUGGUUUGUAUACUGGUUGGUUUCUUUCUAAAAAUACAAUCACAGUUCAAAAGAAGUUCUGAAUGUUGGGGUGGGGGAAGUAGGGGGAGCUGACAGCUAAUUCUCCUGUGACAUAUGCAACAAUAAUUAAAUUUCUAUUUUUUUUAAUAAUCCAGAUCUCAGGUAAUAAAGCAUAGAACUGCAGAUAAAUCAGUUAUGUUUGUGCCUACAGUUCUGUUACAUGGUACUUGAGAAUACAAUAAAUCAAAAUAAUGGAACUAUU
Messenger RNA from Phascolarctos cinereus (koala), 1735 nucleotides. The record is from RefSeq and is a predicted model, not a curated record. Lineage: Eukaryota; Metazoa; Chordata; Mammalia; Diprotodontia; Phascolarctidae.